This is a messenger RNA of Sinocyclocheilus anshuiensis, 1082 nucleotides long. RefSeq names its product C-type lectin lectoxin-Thr1-like. The record is from RefSeq and is a predicted model, not a curated record. The transcript has 5 exons. NCBI's taxonomy places the organism in Eukaryota, Metazoa, Chordata, Actinopteri, Cypriniformes, Cyprinidae. Bases 226 to 690 code for a protein of 154 amino acids.
AGAAAUAGGGUUCAUCCUUGUUAUGUUUUUACUUACAUGUAAUUGUACGUAAUAAAUGUUAGUUUGGGUCUGAGGAGUUUCAUACUGGAAGUCUAUAUUCUUCACGAAUGUCAAUGUUCGAUGAAAUCACUUCCUCUGUAUAUUUAGCACUAUUAAAACAAGCGUAGGCAUCAUUUUAGACCACAUCCCCUCUGUAAAGACGCACUGCAAGACGCAUGAACAAAAAUGGAAUUAGAGGACUUUUAUAAUAAUGCUAAAUGCAGAAAUGUUAAGAACACAACUGGAUCUCAAAGACACUGCACUUAUGAAGGAAAAGCUCGAAGCUGCAGAGGAAGUCGAUGUUUGGUGCCGAUCACUGUGUGUCUCGGGAUCAUUUGUCUUCUUCUGAUUGCUGGCAUCAUACUGCUGCAUUUUCAGGCCGCUUCUAAGCGAGGAUAUCUGUGGGGUCCAGAUGGCUUGUUCCUGUCCACUGAGUUGAAGAGCUGGUCUGACAGCAGACAGUACUGCAGGGAUCAUGGUGGUGAUCUGGUCAUUAUCAACACUGAAGAGAAGCAAAGGCACAUAUCAUCGUUUAUCAAAGAGAGAGUGUGGAUUGGUUUGUCUGACACAGAGAACAAGGGCAUCAUGAAAUGGGUGGAUAAUUCACCACUGAAACAAGGGUUUUGGGCUGAAGGUGAGCCGAAUAACUAACAUGGUAAAAGCGAGGACUGUAUUGAAAUGAGACCUUCAGAUCCUGUCCUGAACAGCUGGAAUGAUCACUCAUGCUCUGAGAAGAAAAAAGGGAUUUGUGAGAAAUAGGGUUCAUCCCUAUACUUGUCAUGCUUGUCCUUGUUUUAUGGAAUCAUUAUUAAGAAUCUAAAAGUGUCACUGAUUCUUCCUAUUAUUCUGAUUUUGAGUGUCUGUUAAACUGCUUUUGAGUUGAAUUGCUUUCUCUAUGAAUAAAAUGGUCGAGAACCACCAUUAUCAUAUUGAACUGCAUCUUUGUUUUUAUUUUUAUUACUAUUUCAUUAUUAUUAUUUAUCUACCUGAGGGUUAGAUUGAUGUGAUAGAAAAGAAACAUUGUCUUUCGAGUUAAUGGUGUU